UUCACACUCAUUGUGAAUUUAUAUUGGACUGGAAAUUUGGAAGACUUCCUCAACCUCAUCAAUCAACGCUCGGGAGAGGGGUUGCGCUACCUGGAGUUGAACAGUGACUUGAUUACCAUCCCGGUGCUGGAGGAGUUGGGCAACAAGUGCACCAAUCUGCGCUACCUUACCCUCGAUUUCAGCAAUGCCAUGCAGCUCCACGACUUCAAUGAUCUCAUGGCCUUUCCUGGCCUCCUCACCUACCUCUGUAUCUGUCUUAGUGAUGUCAUUUUCAUGGAGGGUCUGAUGCGCAAAAUCUACCCCUGCCUUUCCUCUCUUGAAGUCCUCCAUCUCAUUGGUACAUUUGAAAGGGCCGCUGAAGAGGAGGAGGAAAUUUAUGAGGUGGUCAAUAUAAGCAAGAUUCGCGCCCACACACCGAACCUGAGGGUUAUAAACCUUUACGGCAUCAGUUUUGUUGAUGACAGUCACGUAGAGCUUUUGGCUACAAACUGCCUCCAAUUAGAAUGCAUCGCCCUCAACUACUGCCUCAACGUCAAGGGCGCCGCCUUUCCACUCAUCAUCUCCAAUUGCAAGAAACUCAAGACCCUUCUUCUCUGUCACUGCGGUCAGUCUGAUGAAUAUAUCAUGCAGGUGCCAUGGGAAAACUCCCAACUCUGCGAGCUGGACAUAACUUCUACUGAACUCUCGUCGGAAUGUUUGGACAGUUUUCUCUCCCGCAUCCCCUCAUUUACUUAUCUAGCCAAUACGAAAUCCUUAAAUGGACUCCAAAAGUUUAACGAUCUCAUCGCUCUGGACUUGAGCUUUACGCCCUCAUUAAGUGAAUCGACGAUGAUGAACUUUUUGCAGACCCAUGGACCGCAGCUUCGCGGUCUCAUGCUCCAGGGAAAACCCACACUAGCCGAAUAUUUCUGGACCACUGUCAUAACUUUUCUGCACAAUAUAGAAAUAUGUGUGCUUGGAUCUCCCGAUGGAUGGUUUUUCAAGUACAACACUCGUGUGCACGUCGACCAGGUUUUGCACGCCUUCGCUUUGAACUGCCCCAACUUAACCGCUCUAGAAAUUCAAUGGGAUCCAGAGACCCUUCGAUUCAGUGACAAAAGCCGCAAGUUCAUCGAUAGGCUGAAAUGUUGGCGAUUGAAGUCUCUGACAUUGUGUGACGGAAAGUAUUACGAGUUGGUCAAGGGCAACUUCGAGAGAGCAGAACGCCCACGGGUUGUCCGAACGACCAAUUCACACACCACUUCCAUUGUGUCUCUUCUAGGUAGAUACAAGGACUUGCAGUUCAACUAG
Hydatigera taeniaeformis is the source of this 1290-nucleotide messenger RNA. The record is from the annotation of a GenBank genome assembly. NCBI's taxonomy places the organism in Eukaryota, Metazoa, Platyhelminthes, Cestoda, Cyclophyllidea, Taeniidae.